UAUGUGGAUAAGAUGAUCAGCAUAGAUAAUCAGUUAUUAAUCCCAAUCAGUCAAUCAAUUUAUAUCAAAAGAUGUAAGCAUAACAUUAAAUGAUAAUCUUUUAAAGCAAUAAUUACGUCCGUAAAUCAAUUAGGAGCGGUACAAAACGCCAGCUUAUUGAAAAUCCACUCCAUGUAUUCUGAAAGACAAUCAAACUGACUCAUUUUAUCCGACGAUUUAUUUCAAAAUCAAGAGAAGAGUAAAUACCAACUAAUUUGCAGGAACACUUGUAAAAUCCUGAAACGGAAAGCUAGCGGCACCCGUUUUUCAGAGGGACUUUUUGUAAGACAGAAGGUUGAAGAAAGUGACCAGGAAAAAUGGAUAUAGUCUCAGACACAAUAUGAAUAAAUUCACCAUAAAGCACGGAUGUUAAGAGAAGAACAAUGAAUGGAGUUCACGGAAUGCCGGGAUUUGACGCUGUUCUUCGGGAACAUAAGCGUCUAGCGUCCAAACUGACGUCAGAAGAGUUUCGAGCCAUCAGAGAUUAUAUAGACGAGCGCGUGCGUCAGGAGCAGGCAGAUGUCAACUUCCGGUUGUACGCAUUGCGUAAUGACUAUGACGUCACAGUGCGUAGAAGUUCAGAGCAGAUUACUGAACUGUAUCAGGAACUUAAUGAAAAGAAUGACACUUUAAAACAAUACCAAAGCUCAGAUCAAACUGUGUUAGCAAUGUACAAACAAAAGGAAGAAAGGUGGGAGAAAAAACAAGAGAUGCUUAUCAACGAACUCCAAAAGACGGAAGGUGAAUCGGCAAAGGUGAAAACAAGGCUGGAAACCUUGCAAACUGAGUUAGGAAAACAAACACAACUUGCUCAAGAACUUGAUGCUAAGCUGGAAGAAGCUAACAAAGCUGUUGAAAGGGUCGAGGAAGCUGAACGUGUUAUCGCUGAACGUGAACAAGGGAGAAAUGAGAUUUUGAAGUUGAAAAUGGAAGUGGACAAAAGGCAGAAGCUGAUUCAGACCCAUGAAAGAACUAUGAAGGCGUUAAGAGAAGAUGUUGGACAGUUCGACCGGGAACAGAAAUACAACACCAUCCGUGCAGACAACACACAGAAAGAACUAAGAAAACAAGUUGCAGAGGUAGCGGAGAAGUGUAAGGAGUUGACUGAGCUCCAGUUUCGGCUGCAGAUGGAGGAGCGGCAGGCGGCAACUUUGCAGAAACAGUUGAAACACGCGACAGAGGAGGUCCGCAACUACAAGAAAAUUCUCGAACAGGACAGACCCACAGUGCAUUCACGUGACCCAAUCCUGAUCACACUUAAGAAAGACUUGGAUAUUAUGGACAUCCGUAUCCGGUCACUGGACAUUGCCGUCCGUCUGCGAAUGGACGAAAUAAAGAAACUUGAAGACCGCGCUGAGGAUGUCGAAAACGAAUCGAAACUCGCCGCGCAGGUUAGAAAAGAGAUAUACAUUCAGGGCGAUACGUUUUUGGAACUGACUAUUUCGGAACUUGUUAAGAAAUUUGAAUACAAGAAACGGCGUCUGCAGGAAGAGUUGGCCUACGGGCGUGACUGGGAGCAGCCGUCACGUGACGCCGACGUCUUACGGUCAGAAUUGACAGCGUUUAUGAAGCAGGCUGGUAUUUGCAAGGCGACGGAACUGUGCGACAGGGCGGCAAAACAAAUACAGAAGAUUGAUCUCAUAAUGCGUGGAACCACGGACACCUUCAAAACGCCGCGGAUAUAUAAAGUUUCUGACCGUCGAAACAGUGAUAACAGACUUCCCAAACAUCAGCACAGCCUUAAUAGCUCAGUCUCUAGUAGCAAGACAUCGAAACCUGCUUUCAUUACCUCUUCCACUCCCGUCAAUGGUUUUGACGUUAACGCUAAAGCAGCGGCGACUAUGCGCACUCGGAAACGUGUCGCCGCCAACGUUAACAGACCUCGUAACCGACCGCCGGACCUCGGCUACAACCAUACCGACGAUUCCAAAAUACAAUACAUAGACACAGUGGAGCUUGACUUGUCUCGCUUGACGCCGUCAAGUCCAUCCCGACGGGAAAGCCAAUCCGACAGGAUGACGCUGAAAUCUAUGUCAGACUCCACUAUUCCGGCAAUCUUUGAGUGAUUAACAAUUAUCAAAAUAAUGGUCGAGAGUUGCGAUCAUAUCAUUAUGCCAUAAACUGGAAAGAUAUUUUUUGAAUAAUUUGUUCGUUGAUCUGUAUUUAAAUUUUGAUAAAUUUAUCAUCUGUUUUCAUGUUUUCUCAAAAUACGAUCAUAAUGUUUAUUUCAUUUGAUGAACUCCGCAGUUUACAAAUUCAUACAUUUGUGGCGGAGAAAACAAAACCAUCUUCAACAUACUCCACGUUAUCUGCUUUUUACUUGCAGAUUUAUUUUAAGUAACGUCAUUGCUCAGUAUUUUUACAAGUGAUUAAAAUAAGAUCAAUACAAAUAUUAGCAGUGAUUUAUCGCCAUGCCCUCCAUGAUGUCGGCAAAUUGACUUGAUUAAUUAAACCACCAACUGUCAUUGUUUGCUGUGUCCAGGAGUUUGUCCGUUGUCCCGGUCUUCAUUUACAUCGAACACAUUAAUAUACAUGUGCAAUUCUGUUUUUUUUUUAUAAACUAGCAGAACUUG
Messenger RNA from Mya arenaria, 2612 nucleotides. RefSeq names its product rho-associated protein kinase 2-like. NCBI's taxonomy places the organism in Eukaryota, Metazoa, Mollusca, Bivalvia, Myida, Myidae. The transcript has 5 exons. The record is from RefSeq and is a predicted model, not a curated record. Bases 423 to 2105 code for a protein of 560 amino acids.